Messenger RNA from Cutaneotrichosporon cavernicola, 867 nucleotides. RefSeq lists its product as uncharacterized. Bases 1 to 867 code for a protein of 288 amino acids. Lineage: Eukaryota; Fungi; Basidiomycota; Tremellomycetes; Trichosporonales; Trichosporonaceae. The transcript has a single exon. The record is from RefSeq and is a predicted model, not a curated record.
AUGAACCAUCACGACACCGUCACCACGUCCGAGUUGCCGCCCGUGCUCAGCAACCCUGUUUUAUGGCAUUCAUCCAAUACCAAGAUCGCCCCCCCAAGCCCGUCUUCCUCCAUCAGCUCGUCUACCAGCAACGAGCAGCCUUCGACGGCGGGAGCCACUAUCUCCGUUGCCCAGGCCUGGGACGAGAAGAAGAGGAUCGUGUGCGCGUACGAGAAGCGCAUCGCCAACGCGGAGCGCCUCCUUGCCCGUCUCGUUCAGAAGUACAAAAGCCUCCUCGUUGAAUCAGCCUUGCAUGCAGUCGAGGAGAAGACCGACAAGCUGGAAAUUGCCGAGCAGGUGACGAAAAUCACCCGCCUGGAACACGAUGUACACAAACUCCGAUGCGUCAACCUUACCCUCCUCGAGCGGGCCGAGAACAGCCGGAAGGAAGCGGACGAGGCGAAUCAAAACCUGGUCAAUGCAUACGGACACAAGGCGGAGUUGGACCAGAUCUACGCCCAAACUGUUCAAGAGCUGAAUGUAAAGACUGAGGAGCUUGGAGUCCUCAAGUCAUACCUCGCUGUUGGCGGAGAGACCAACGUGUACGGAUAUCAGCUGGCGCUCGCCACCGACCGCGCCGAAAAGUACCGCAGGCUCAACGCGGAGCUUGCGUUCCAGAAGGCCCUUGGUGACCAGACGAUCGCCCAGCUCAGAAUCGACAACCAGCACCUCAGGAACCAGAUCCUCCCCAACCGGGGUAUCAUUUACGACGUCUCUAGCGUCGGGCCCAUUCGGACGGCCAGGCCGCGCUCCAUCGCCCCGUCUCCGUUCGUCCGCCGUCGUCAUCCCCUGGCCGAGUCCACCUUGUUGGCUGAUGUGCCCAAGUAG